AUGGCAGAAGGCAUAGGUUUGGCUUCCGGAUUGCUUACUCUGGUAGGGUUCACCUUCAAAUCCAGCGUCGCGCUUUACCAAACGGUCCAAAAUAUCCGCCAUCAUCCGGACACUGUGCAAGAUCUCCAACAAGAGCUUGAGGCUUUGCAAGGAGCCCUACGGUCACUUACCGAGACGAUCGGUGUCACGGCGGAAGCAGAAUUUUCUGCGCUCAAUCUCCCUCUGAAGCGAUGCGGCACUGCCUGCCAUGAGUUCGAACAGAAGCUUCUCAGCUGCGUGUCGAAAUCCGGCAGCGCCCUGGAGAACUUCCGAGGCUGGGCUAGGCUACGAUAUCUGGGUGAUGAUGUAGACAGCUUUAGGCGGUCGCUGGCGGGAUACAAGUCUAUUAUCCUCAUCGCCGUAACCGACGUGACUCUACGUAAAUCCUCCAUCACCAGCAACAAACUGGAGGAGCAUAAAGCCAUGAUCGAGAGCGCCACUGCCAGCCUCGAAGAUCGCCUUCAAGUGAUUGACGACAAACUUGAGUCGAUAUUUCAACACACCGUAUCAGCGUCCGAUACAGACGCCGCCGAGUUACUGCAGAUCAAGGAGGACCGUUUGAGCACGCAGAGGUGUCUCCAGAUCUGCAACCAACUCUCCGACCACAUUGAUCAGAUCCAAGUCCCACCCAUGCGGCGCAAUCCCAGCUCUCCGGGCUCGAUCGAUCCCGGCAGAGUCACCAGCGAAGGUAUUCAGGAAUGCAAGAACAGGCUCGCCGUAACAGCUGCGAUACUGGACAAGAAUAUGCAAGAGUUGAUGGAGAGACUGGUGAAAAAAUCGAAAGCAGCCAUGUCGAACGAGGAGGAAGCGGAGGAGCUUGCCAAGUUGCAGGCAGACUGGGAGUCGGCUCGCGAAUGCAUUGAGAUCUGCUCCAAGGCGGACGCGAAUCUGAACGAGAACAUCAGCGUCAUUGACAACUUUGCUACGGGCGAUGAUGCUGUCCAGUUCCUGGUCUCAACGGAUGGCAAGACGAUACACGCUAAGAACAGAGGAUACGGAAUGCGACCGAGGCAACUUGGGGGUCACCUCAGCGAUGAAUCCCUUCAGCAGGUAUCACGCGAUAUGUCCCUUGUUGCUUUUCACAAUGCCGUGAAUGGCAGAUCACCCAUGCAAGACGAUUUACGCCAGGUUUCGGAUGAGGUGGUGAACCGGUCUAGCUUCGGCUUCCAGGAACGCCAUGGCCGGGGUAUCAAGCUCGAGUCUACUGCAAAUCCAGUCAUAUCUUCGAAAGGGGCAGCUGGGGGUGAGGGAAGUAGGCAAAAUCCGAGCGCUAUGUAG
This is a messenger RNA of Dichotomopilus funicola, 1317 nucleotides long. RefSeq lists its product as uncharacterized. The coding region runs from base 1 to 1317 and encodes 438 amino acids. The record is from RefSeq and is a predicted model, not a curated record. NCBI's taxonomy places the organism in Eukaryota, Fungi, Ascomycota, Sordariomycetes, Sordariales, Chaetomiaceae. The transcript is spliced from 2 exons.